Molecule: messenger RNA, 1128 nt
Organism: Colletotrichum truncatum
Lineage: Eukaryota; Fungi; Ascomycota; Sordariomycetes; Glomerellales; Glomerellaceae
Source: RefSeq, a predicted model, not a curated record
AUGGAUUUCGACGAUGAUGCCCCGCCCGAUCUGGUUGAGGCAGGAACCGUCUUGGAUGAUGAAUUGCUAGCAUCCGAGAAGCAGAUAAAGGUUCCUAUCACCAUUGUUACCGGCUAUUUAGGUGCCGGGAAAACUACGCUGCUCAACUACAUCUUAACGGCACAGCAUGGAAAGAAGAUUGCUGUGAUUAUGAACGCGCUCGAUAUUGAAAAGUCCCUCACUGUUAAUAAGGGCGAUGAGCAGGUUGAAGAGUGGCUCGAGGUUGGCAACGGUUGCAUAUGCUGUUCUGUCAAGGAUACCGGUGUCAAUGCCAUUGAGUCGCUGAUGGAAAAGAAGGGCGCAUUUGACUAUAUCCUCCUCGAAACCACUGGACUUGCAGAUCCUGGCAAUCUAGUGCCUCUAUUCUGGGUCGACGACGGCCUGGGAAGCACCAUCUACCUCGACGGCAUUGUGACCCUCGUCGAUGCGAAGAACAUUCUCCGCAGCCUGGAUGACCCCUCUGGCAAGAUUGAGCUCGAGGACCAGGAGGAUGACCAUGGCCACGGCCCGCUCAUGACGACUGCCCACGUUCAGAUUUCGCACGCUGACGUGAUUGUUAUCAACAAGGCUGAUCUGGUCUCCGAAGCAGAACUGGAGCAGGUCAGAGAUAGAAUAGAGUCUAUUAACGGACUCGCAAAGAUUCACAUCACGCAGAAAAGCGAGGUACCCAGUCUAGAGGGCUUUUUGUUGGACUUACAUGCGUAUGAUCAGGUUACCGAGCUUGAUACGAGCCAGAAGGGCCACAGUCAUCUUGAUUCUACUAUUUCAACUGUCGCGAUACCAGUACCUAAGCUGGCCCCUCACCAGAUAUCAAAUGUCGACAAAUGGCUGAGAAAAGUCCUCUGGGAUCGCCGGCUACCUGGCGAUGAUAAGACAGUGUUGGAAGUACACCGUUGCAAGGGUCGGCUCAUCUUUGAGGACGGUGACAUCAAGCUUAUUCAGGGAGUGAGGGAAAUUUUUGAGAUCCUUGACUCGCCCGAUCAAUCUCGCCAAGAGGUCGAUCAAGGCAAAAUUAUUCUUAUUGGAAGAUAUCUGAAGGACGUCAAUUUCGAGACAAGCCUCUUGGAUACUCUUAAAUCAGGUGCAUGA